AUGCAGAUGGGUAGUAGUGUUGAAGGGGCCUAUGGUCAGUAUGUCAUUCGUGAGGAAUUAAAAGAAAACAUGUGGCGGGCUCAAAGUUGCCUUACUCAGCAGAACGUCGUUGUCAAAAGCGCAGAAGACCAUCUCCUCAACAAGGAGCGCAGGACACUCAGGCGUUUUGGUCACGUGCCAUCUCUCCGUCGCUUGAUCGACGAAGUCGCAGAGCCUCCGAUGCUGGUGCUGGAGUAUCUCGAGACAAAUCUGCUCACUGAGUCUGGAGAGAAGAAGCUUCAGCCAUCAGAUGUCAAAAUCGUUGCAAAAACUGUUCUCCAAGCUUUAGCUGCACUGCAUGAAGAGGGGAUUGUUCACACCGUUCUGAGACGAACUAUCCCAGAUAUCAAACCUGACAAUAUACUCGUCAAUCGUGGCGAUCACAAUCAUCGUUUCAGCGACAUUAAGUUGGCAGACUGCGGCGAUAGCACACACAUCGAUGACGUCGUUGAAGACCACAUCAUCUGGACUGGGGGACUCCUACUGCCAUCUGAUCAUUAG
Bacidia gigantensis is the source of this 540-nucleotide messenger RNA. RefSeq lists its product as uncharacterized. Gene Ontology annotation, biological process: protein phosphorylation; intracellular signal transduction. NCBI's taxonomy places the organism in Eukaryota, Fungi, Ascomycota, Lecanoromycetes, Lecanorales, Ramalinaceae. The coding region runs from base 1 to 540 and encodes 179 amino acids. The transcript has 3 exons. Gene Ontology annotation, molecular function: ATP binding; MAP kinase activity. Gene Ontology annotation, cellular component: cytoplasm; nucleus. The record is from RefSeq and is a predicted model, not a curated record.